GUGUAAACACAUCAUAGUUUCCGUCAUCAUGGAGGCUGUUGUGGGUGACGUUGUUGCUCCAGAGGACCUGGAGAAAUUUGAAAAGAAAUUCAAGGCAGAGUUGGCGAAGAAGUGUGUUUCUAAAGACACUCAGUUCGAGUAUGCCUGGUGUCUGAUCAGGAGCAAACACCCGGAGGACAUCAAGAAGGGAAUCGUGCUGCUCGAUGAGCUUAUUCAUAAGAGCACCAAGGAUGACCAGCGGGAUUACCUGUUUUACCUCGCUGUUGCAAACUACAAGCUCAAGGAGUAUGAGAGAGGUCUGAAAUAUAUCAGGACUUUACUGAAGAACGAACCAGGAAAUUCUCAAGCUUUAGAACUAGAAAAGCUUAUUGACAAAGCCAUGAAGAAAGAUGGGCUUGUUGGGAUGGCGAUUGUUGGUGGAAUUGGUCUUGGUUUGGCUGGAUUGGUGGGUCUGGUUGGUUUAGCUGUGGCUAAGAAAUCUGGAUAAGAGAAUGAGCUGAGACUCCAACAUCAGCCUUAAAGGUCUGUCAGUAAAGAUGACACUGUCAGUAAACCAAUUAACCGUCUGAUGCCUUAAUUGCUUUUCAAGAGUUCCUCCAUAUAAAUCCAGUGCAUUUUAAUCUAAAUCAUAACACACACUUCUAGAAUAAUGUAAACCAGAGCUGCACCUUUCACAUCGCUGUUAAAGAAAGGAACUAUUACAAUAUGCGUUUUUAUUUUUCUGUCAUACAAAGGGGUACAGGGAUUUAAUGUUGUAGACCUAAAGACCAUAAACAUUUAACUGUUUUAUCUUAUUAAUUCUUUGUCCUUGCAAGUGUCCACUCAUUGAGUAUAUGCUGAAAAGUAUUUAUGCAUCAGCACAUGUUCAUUAAACUACAUAUUUAAGGUAUCAUUUGCAUUCGGGAGCUUGUUUUAAUAUAUAGUAAUUACUGAACGGGUUAUAUAACCUUAACACCAGAUUGCCAUGCUGCACCUUUGUAUUUAUUUUUAUUUUUACUUUUAUUUGUGUAAAAGUCUGGUUUGUUAGUACCAAGCCAAUGUACAUGUAUUUGUCCUGUUGUGUUUGUAUUUAAACCGAUUCUAAUGCAGUUUAGAAAUGCAAUGUUAAACCAGAACCGAUUAUACAGCAGUGAGAAUAAAGUUAUCCUCGCAGUGAUGCCUAGACCAAAUCUGUUAUGUUAAAGCCUGUCAUGUAUAAGAGUCAAAAUAUGUGUAGCCACAUAUAGGGAACAGAAGACUGUUAUUAAUAAAAAUAAAAUCUUGUGUAUGGCAGGUUUUGUUUUAGAACACUGGGCACCAAGAUUACAGGUGUUUCGCUCUUGCACUAAAUCCUAAAGUCAAGAGUUUGUCUCAUGGCGAAUUCUGUACCAGAUUGUUUUCUUUGAGUUUGUCUUUAUAACAACAGUGCAUAUUGCCAACUUAACAAGCACCACAAAAUAAAACCCCUUAAUGCUCUA
Messenger RNA from Xyrauchen texanus (razorback sucker), 1457 nucleotides. RefSeq names its product mitochondrial fission 1 protein-like. Gene Ontology annotation, molecular function: protein binding. The transcript is spliced from 5 exons. Gene Ontology annotation, cellular component: peroxisomal membrane; mitochondrial outer membrane. Bases 29 to 487 code for a protein of 152 amino acids. NCBI's taxonomy places the organism in Eukaryota, Metazoa, Chordata, Actinopteri, Cypriniformes, Catostomidae. The record is from RefSeq and is a predicted model, not a curated record. Gene Ontology annotation, biological process: mitochondrial fragmentation involved in apoptotic process; autophagy of mitochondrion; mitochondrial fission.